UCUGUCGACAAUAUCCACAAAAUCUCAGAAAUUUGAAGUCUGUGCUAGCGCGCAUUCGAGUUUUACCCAGAUGACCAGAAAUAUAAAUUGGCACGCGUGGAACUGUAGAGUGUUGCCGUGUUGGCACAGCCGCUCUUUGCCGCCCCCAAAGCAAGAACAGUUUGGUUAGUUUAACUGCCUCAUCUACCCCAUUAACACACGCCUCGCCCAUUGCUUUCCAUCAGAGCUUCCUCUUCUUCACUGCGGUGGUGCCUGGUGGGCGAUCCGCGCUUCCCCCGUCGCCGGCGAGCUCAUGGCCCCCGCACCGCCGGAGGAUCUCCAAUGCGCGGCGAACGGCUACUGCGCCGCCCCGCCGGGGAAGGCCCCGGUGGCGCCGGCCGGAGGGGACGGCGAGCUCCGGUGGCUCCGGCGGUGCUUGGCGGCGGCCGGGAAGGGCUUCGCCAUCGGCGCGGGCCUCAAGGGCGGCCUCGCGCUCUUCUCCGUCCUCGUCCGCAUCCGCAGCCGCCGCUCCCCCAGAUCGAGGAAGGCGGGAGCGAUGACGAACGAGGAGGCGGUGGUGCUGGCGGUGAAGGAGACGGUGAGGUACGGCUUGUUCCUGGGGACCUUCGCCGGCAGCUACGUCUCCGUCGAUGAGUACAUCGCCGCCGUCUGGGGACGUAAGAGAACAGCAAGGUGGAGGUCACUCUUAGCUGGGUUGAUUGCUGGUCCUUCUAUGCUCCUGACUGGACCUGGAACUCAACAUACUAGUUUGGCUAUAUACAUUCUCAUGCGUGCAGCAGUACUUGCAUCCCGUUGUGGAAUAAAGAGCAAAAGAUUUGGAAAGAUCUGUAAACCUUUGACUUGGUCACAUGGUGAUAUCUUCCUUAUGUGCCUCGCAUCUGCACAAAUUUUGUCAGCGUACAUUUUAAAGCAGGACAGUUUGCCAUCAUCGUAUAAAUCAUUUCUAAAUAAGCAUGGUGGAAAAGAUCUUACUAUUUUGCAAGGUGUGAAAGAUAUAGUCAACCACACUGCUUUCACUAACUUAGCGGGUAUUGAGAAGCACUACAAAUCUGUUGGUGUUGACAUAAAGUUAGAUCCAAACAUGAAAGUGCCUUGCUCGAUUGUGCAUGGUAACCAAUCAUGUACAGGACAUGUCUUUUCAUUCUUGUUACAAGCAUAUGGAAGAGCAGUUCCUGUAUAUGUUCCAGUAUACUUAGUUCCAGCACUAGUAGUUCAUCGGCAGCACCUCAUGAAAAGACCUGACACAAUUUUAGGGAAGAGUCUUCUAGGGAUAGCAAGAUCUAGCCUGUUUCUCUCAGUAUACUGUGCAUCUGCAUGGGCUUGGACCUGCCUGCUUUUUAGAACCUUCCAGAGUGCAAAUACCCCUCUUGUUAUACUUGGCACGUUUCCAACAGGUUUGGCACUGUUUAUCGAGAAGAAGAGCAGAAGAAUUGAGAUAUCCCUGUACUGUCUUGCCAGAGCCAUCGAGAGCUUUUUCACAUGCAUGACCGAUGCAGGACUCUGCCCACCAAUACUGCAGAUAAAACGAGCAGAUGUAGUUGUGUUUAGCAUGGCCACCUCAAUCAUUAUGCAUUGCUAUGCGCAGGAAAGAGAAGUUUUCCGGUCCAAGUACCUGAAUGUGCUCGACUGGGUAUUUGGUGUGCCACCACCACUCGACAACGAGGGUAAGAGUUGCUAUCAACCAGAUGAAGCCAAAAAGUGCCAGUGAUAUGGUGGCUUGUAGAGUCCAUUACAUGUUUUUUGUAUCAUCUUGUGAUUGUAGCGGGACAGUAGACUCAUUAGAGGAUUUCUAGCUUACAGUGAGCCUUGUACAGGAGGCUCUUUGCAAGAAUCAGAAUUUAGUGGGUAUAGCAAAGUAGAUUUAUUCAA
Molecule: messenger RNA, 1869 nt
Organism: Panicum hallii
Lineage: Eukaryota; Viridiplantae; Streptophyta; Magnoliopsida; Poales; Poaceae
Exons: 7
Coding region: 293-1708 (471 amino acids)
Source: RefSeq, a predicted model, not a curated record